This is a messenger RNA of Sphaerulina musiva SO2202, 979 nucleotides long. RefSeq lists its product as uncharacterized. Bases 26 to 979 code for a protein of 317 amino acids. Lineage: Eukaryota; Fungi; Ascomycota; Dothideomycetes; Mycosphaerellales; Mycosphaerellaceae. The transcript has a single exon. The record is from RefSeq and is a predicted model, not a curated record.
CAGGAACAGUACAUCCACAUAUAUCAUGGCCGCCUUCUCAGACGAUUACGUCGCAUCAAUACUUCAGCGUGAAGCCGACAAGAAAAGCACAUCAAAUCUCAGCUCUCUCUUCAGCAGCGUUGGCAGCGUCACGAGAGCGACCAAACCACGAAGCGCAGCACCCAAACCCAAUGCCCGCUUCCUUAGGAAUCUGGUCCGAGAUGUGGAUAGCCAUAAUGCCGCUUUGAAAGAAAAGGAAGAACGAGAGUCCAGAAGACGGAUGUGGGAUUUACAGCGGGGAAAGAAGGGCGAACGUCCGGAGAGAGUGAAAAGAAAGGUUGAGGUUGAGGCUGAGGACGAUGAUGGGAAGGAAGCGGGAAGUAAGAGAAGACGGAGGAGUUUGGAGAGAUAUGCGCCAGGAAGUGCGAGGCAUGGGAGAGCAAAGGAUAGUUCGCCAACAGCGACGGAAAGGAAACAUCAUCACCAUCGCUCUGAGAACAGGCGGCAGGAGAGGGACAAGGAGAGAUCGAGAUCACGAUCUCCGGACAGGGAGAGGAAACAUCACCAUCACCACCACCACCACCAUCAUCAUCAUCGUUCGAAGAGAUCGCGGGAACAUGAGAGAGACAAGGCAAAAGCCAGAUCACGAUCACGAUCGCCAGACCGCUCACACCACUCUUCGAUAAGAAGACGCAGAGAGGUCCAGAAAGAGGAGGAGGAGGAGGAGGAGGAACAAAGUUCAUCGGAGGCUGAAAUUGGUCCAGAGUUACCUGCGCGUGGAAGAGGCUCGCAACAUGCGUCCAUACUGGAUAGGCCGGAAGAAGCAGAAAGAGGGAAGACUACUCGCCCGGAGGUUGUGGUAGAGGAAGACAUCGCCAAUGUGAAAUGGACAGCUAUAGGGCAAAAGAGAGAAUGGGAUCGUGGGAAGGAGCAAGAUCCGUUCAAUAUCAAAUCGGACUCGGAAGAGCCGGAAGAGAUGUGGGCUGGACGGUUGAAGUGA